Populus nigra (black poplar) is the source of this 998-nucleotide messenger RNA. Its product is annotated as triphosphate tunnel metalloenzyme 3-like. The record is from RefSeq and is a predicted model, not a curated record. The coding region runs from base 254 to 868 and encodes 204 amino acids. The transcript has a single exon. NCBI's taxonomy places the organism in Eukaryota, Viridiplantae, Streptophyta, Magnoliopsida, Malpighiales, Salicaceae.
GUGCCCAUGUAGGCAUAAAGAAAUUGAACUCUUGUGGUUCCCUUAUCCUCUCCUUUUGAGCUUAACUCCUCACUUCACUCAUCACUGCCGAUCAAAAUAAAUAAACAACCCAACGAAUGAGGAAGUUCCACUUCAGUAGUCAAGAUAGAGUACAGCUCUCUCUCCUAGGUUGAUGAGAAACGAGAGGCAAUCAUAAAACCCAUCAGUGUUUACCUCCAUUUUCUCAGAAACCAAUCAAUCGAUAAUUAUUACAAUGGAAGUUGAGGUAAAACUUAGGCUUCCAGACUCAAACUCCCACCAAAAACUGUCCAUCAUCCUCUCUUCUUUCCACACCAAAACCUUAAUCCAAGAAAACAUCUUCUUUGACACCACCAACUCCAAACUCUCCUCAAACUUCGCAGCUCUCCGUCUUCGUUUCUACAAUCUUGAUUCUUACUGCAUCCUCUCUCUCAAAGCUAAACCUAUCAUGUCAGAUGGCAUUAGCCGCGUUGAAGAGCAAGAAGAGCCCAUUGACCCCAAGAUUGGCCGCAUGUGCGUGGCUGAGCCCGGCCAGUUACUGGGAUUAUUAGAGAGUUCAAAGAUAAUUCAGAGAGUAAGAAGGGAGUUUGGGGUUGGAGAAAACGAGGUUCUUGUUUGUUUGGGUAUGUUUAGGAAUGUGAGGCAAGUGUUUGACUGGAAAGGACUGAAACUAGAGCUUGAUGAGACAAUUUAUGAUUUUGGAACCAGUUAUGAGAUUGAAUGUGAGAGUAAAGAGCCUGAGAAGGAUAAGAAGUUGAUUGAAGGAUUGUUGAAGGAUAAUGGGAUUGAGUUUUCCUACUCGGAAGCUAACAAGUUUGCAGUUUUUCGAUCUGGGAAAUUGCCCCGAUGAGAAAAAGAAUGUGUUAUUUUAAAUUGUAUUGAAACAGCAAUGAGUGAAUCAAAUCUCCUUAUUGAUGUUAUCAUGUUAAAUUUGCUUUUCAUUUCAACUAGUUCUUGGAAUGGCAUUAUUGUUCUUGACU